GCAUCAUGGAGAUUCCUGAACCCACUAUUGCAGUAGGAUGUUCUGCACAGGGAGGCAUUUUGAAAGAAGAGAAACAGUCUGAUUCUGAAAUGGCCCAAAGAGAUCAUUUUCCUGGCACCAAGGACAAAGUACCACUAAUAGAGAGACCCCACAGAGAUGAUUUGAGGUCAUGUCCCAGUAUUGAGACACAAACAGUGGGGUCAGGAACUAGCUCCCCCUUACAAGCCAGUGACCAGAAUCCAAUCUACACAUGGAGGAAGACACAGCGUUUCCUUCCCCCUGGCAAACGAUGUUUCCAAUCAAGUAUUAACCUCCUGUCAGUGGGUGUGCACAAAAAAGAGCUGAAAGUGAAGAAGACAGGAAAGUAUGUGUGUCAUUACUGUGGGAGAGCAUGCGCCAAACCCAGUGUGCUGAAAAAACACAUACGUUCUCACACUGGUGAGCGACCAUAUCCAUGUGUUCCUUGUGGUUUCUCAUUUAAAACUAAAAGCAAUUUGUACAAACACAGAAAGUCUCACACACAUGCUGUCAAAGCAGGAUUGUUUCCAUUUUCAGAGCAAGAUAGGAAGCUCUGUAGUAUGGGUGAAGAAGUAAAAGUAGGAGAAGGAGAAAUGCACUCGGAUGUUGAGCAGAGCACUGACACCGAUGAGGAGGUGAGAGAAGAGGCAGGUCUUGCACAGAGGCAGCCCUUGCACAGAGGCAGCUCUAUCCAAAUAAAGGACAAGGGGGAUACUGUACAAGAGAAGUGUGGUAGACAUACACAAAAGAUCCCUGGGAUAACCUUCACACAAAGUUCAUCAAAUGAGAGUAUGUCAGGAAAAGUAUCUUUAUGGCAAUUUAGAGAAAUGAUGACACCUGUUAUUGUCACUCAGGUGGACCAAGAACUUGAGUCUUCUACCAUAAAGCAAAGACUUGCCCUUAGGCUUUCAGAGAAAAGAAGUCAAGAUUCCCUCUCUCUCCCAAGCUCAUACAGCAAAGGCAGCACUGACUCUGGCUACUUUUCACGCUCAGAGAGUGCAGAACAGCAGUUCAGUCAACCCAGUGCAAAUGCCAAGUCAUACCAAGAAAUUAUGUUUGGGAAAUGUUAUAGACCAAGUGCCAAGCCAAGGCAAUCCAUCACUGUACAGACUUGCAUGACAGACAUAAAUGAGACUCCAUCCAGUUUUAUGAUUAAAUUGACCAAAGGAAUGGCACAUGAGGAAGUCACAUGCCAUUUACACAGACACAAAAAAGACCUGGCAAGAUCAAUAAAAAUCGAAUCAGAAUCUUUUCACGAAGACGAGUCUCAGGAAAUCCCAGAAAUGUUUCGGUGUAGGACUGAACUAUUAGAAACACCACCAGAAUGUGGUUUACUUCUACGGAGCAACUCUCUUCCAACAUCAUCUGAUUCCAAUGUAAGUGCACCACAGGCACUAAGAAGCAGUAAUUCUUUUGAUGAGAGGAUGACAAAUGAGGAAAUCUCCUUUCGUAGCUCCAUGGGCAUGAGAAAACUCAUGAGACAGGCUGCCUUUGAGCAUUUUGCACAUGAAGGACAUGCAGAACCGGAUCACCACACUUUGGUUUGUGGCCUGAAAUCAGAGCCAAAAGUUGACACUGCUGAUGAUUCUAAAACUGGAAUAGAGAAUUGUCCAGAAUCGGAGUCAUGCCUCAUGUUUCAAAACCACAUGAUGGAAAAUGCUACAAGGAAACGUAGAAAAGGAAAGAACAUUAUAGAAGAGGAAGAUUUUCCAACCCAAAAUAAGCCUUCAUGCUUGCCUGACCUCACAGGAGACCUUUGUACAAAGCAAGAUAUUCUGGAUGCUACAUAUACUGAUGCAGAGAGAUGGGCUGGCAGCAAUGUUAUCUCUGUAAUUCAGCACACAAAAUCGUUAAGUAGGCCGAGUUCUGCAGAGAAGUCUGUUGAUUUUGAGUCGCAACAGUUUAAUAAAAGUACCCUUUACCAAUUAAUCGAAAAGGAGCAGAUUAAGGAAAAGUAUAAAACUGACCCACUCAUGAAUUCUGAAAAAACAGAGAGUCAAUACAGUGGAAGUAGUUUGAUCUACCAGUGGUCUCAUUUAUCUAAACAACUAGCUUUUCAGUCUGGUAUUCAAGUUCCAGAGAUUAGAGUUACCGAGGAGCCUGACAAACCAGAAAAAGUACGAGAUGUGCAGGUUAGACCAAAUGAAAAAAGCAGAGAAGAAUUCCAGUGGCCUCAGAGGAGUGAAACUUUGUCAAACUUCCCAGUUGAAAAGCUACCUCCAAAAAAGAAACGCUUGCGUUUAGCUGAGAUGGAAUGCUCCUCUGGUGAAUCAAGCUUUGAAUCUGCUUGUACUAGUCUCUCCAGAAGCCCAAGUCAAGAUAGCAAUUUAUCUCACAGCUCAAGCUUUUCUCAAUCACUUGACAGAGAGGAAAGUAUGAAUGUCACAUCUCCCGCUAAAUCGGAUGAGUUUAGUAAGUGUUUGGAGUUCUUGUCUGUUCCAGGAAGCUCACUAAGCCAACAGAGAGAGAUGAGACGCUCUGCAUCAGAACAGGCACCCUGCAACUUAUCCAUUGAUUUGCCAGAAUUAAGAAGUAAGUCCUUCGACUAUAGCAGCCUUUCUUUUUCAACCAGCCCUAUACAAAGUGACAUCUAUUCCGGUGAAUGUGGAUUUAAAGAACGAAGAAGAGGCUGUUUGGUUAGACAGGCUUCGUUGAGUGGUGAUCCAGAGACUUUAACACAUGAUAAAUCUAUGGACAUGAAUGCUACACAGGGAAACUCAGAUGCAGUUGAAAUGGGCAGGAAAAUGUUUUCACCAGACAAACAGUUUUUGUUGGAAGGUUCUUCUAGUGGCAGUGAGAAUAUGAGGUACUCUUUGUUGCAUGGAAGUGUUUCUCCACAGCAGCUAAUUUUGCCAGACUUGUCUAGGAUGCCAGAUCAAAUCCCUCAUAAACAGCCUCUUCUGUCCCAAACUUUACAGCCACAUCAAUGCCAUGGCCUAAAGCAGAAAAUCAAGAAAGAACCUAAAGAUUCAAAAACAGCAGAAGAUCCUAGAAUUGCUCUGGCAGAUCUACCAAAAGACCAUUCACACAGUGUGACCAAUGUCCUGUCAACAAUAGCAGUUCUUUCACAAGCUCAACCUGCUUUAGCCAGUCAGAGCUUGCGUGGUUUGUUAGUUCCAGUCAGAAUUCAGAUGCAAGUACCAUGUUACGGAAACAUCACAUACACUAGUAUAUCUCAUAUUCUGGAUUCACAAUAUGCAAUAAACUUAGCACCUUAUAAUGUUAUCACUCAAAGUCAUUGUUUAAGUGUUUCAUCACAACACAGAGCAGGCGAUAUAUGUGACACACAAGGACAUCCAAGAGGACUUCUUUCCAACCCACAGUCAUCACCUGCAAAACUUAAUACAGGCAUACCUCUGUCUUUGACCUCUAGAACCAUUUCAACUACAGAGGCUCCAAGUGGUGGAGCUAGUAAGCGAAUGCUUUCUCCUGCCAGUAGUAUUGAACUCUUCAUUGAAGCAACGCAGCAAAAACGAGUCAAAGAUGAGAAUAUGUAUGGACAGAUUGUAGAAGAACUUAGUGCUGUGGAAUUAGGACAUCCUGAUCUUGGAAAAGAGGAACAAAAGAAAGAGAAUAAGUCAACAUGUAUACAAAAUCCAUCUAUGACUGUUGAGGAGAUAGAAAUGGAGGAUACAAACACAGAAUUCCACAAUAAAGCAGGCUUACCAUUGCCCAGCAGUGUUUCUCCAGAAGCAAUUUUGGUAAAUAAUUUGCCUAUACCAGUGCAGAUUGCUGCAACAAGCUUACCUAGAGAGAUUGCCAAUACUCGGAUACUAUCUCAGUUUCCAGGUCUUCACACUACAACAUGUGUGAGUUGGUGCUAUCUCAAUUGUUCCAAACCAAACAGCACCCAAACAGCACCUCAUUUCUCUGUGUAUGCCUCUUGGUUCAUGAGAUGCCAUAAUCCAAAUCCACCAAGUCUCAGUACUGGAAAGGCUCUUGCCCUUCUCCAGUCUAAACAGAAGAAACAAAAUACCACAUAUACAAUCGCAGCCAUGUAUCAACCAGGAAUACUUGUUAGUUCAACGUUGUCAAGUCACAAACAGGAACAGGGGACCAUUGAGGCUAGGGUAGGAGACAUAACAUAUGAUGCACAAAUGAAAGAUAUUAAGCAAAAAUGUAGACCUUCACGUGACAAUAGCAAGGAAACUGAGGCACCUUCAAGACAAACAGAGCCUGCUCGGGUAAAGAUUUUUGAAGGAGGGUACAAAUCAAACGAAGAUUAUGUGUAUGUCAGGGGCCGUGGCCGUGGGAAGUAUAUUUGUGAAGAGUGUGGUAUUCGAUGUAAAAAACCUAGUAUGCUAAAGAAACAUAUACGUACUCACACAGAUGUGAGGCCCUACAUAUGCAAGUGCUGUAACUUUGCCUUUAAAACAAAAGGAAACUUGACGAAGCAUAUGAAAUCAAAAGCCCACUUGAAAAAAUGUCUUGAACUUGGUGUUUCACCCAUGAAUAUGGACAAUACAGAUGUUGAACAUGAAGAAGAUGUACAGAAAUCAUCAGAGAUCAGACCAGUAAUGGAUGCAGCCAUUAAACAUCAGUUCUCUGAUGCGGAUGACUCAGACGGUGGCGAGGAAGAUGGAGAUGAACCAGAUGAUGAUGAGGAUGAUGAAUAUGAUGGGGACUCUACGCCAAGAACUCCCUCCAGAAGCGCAAGUCCUCAGCCUUACACAAUUAACAAACCAUUUCCCUCCAUCUGUUUCACUAAGAACUUGGAUCCUAAAGAAAAGCUUGAAGCAUCAUCAGUCAGUAAUGAGGAUGAUCUAACUCUUGAGCAAACAAGCACCUCAUUUGAUCCCUGUACACCUCAGCUGCUCUCUCCUUGUUGGGACUCACCUCAUCAAAGGAACAUCUGUCUACGGGGAGAUCUGUCCCCACAAGGUCAUCUGACUCCAGGAAGGGCUCCCUCCCCCUUGAGACCCAUUUUUCCAAGGCGAGAUGUGAACAACAGAGGGGAUCUCUCACCCAUUCGCCAGCUCUCACCUGUAAGACCCAUUUCGCCAGCGACAGAUGUAUCAAGGUAUCGAGCAUCCUCCCCACGUGGUCAACACAGAGGCAUGCUUCGGGCUGGAUCACCACGCAGGGGGACCUUUCAGCAUAAAUCCUAUGUGGAUUCAAGCAGGGAGAUGAAAUGUGAAGCCUCUACCCUAAGACAAACAAUUGCAAUGUACCCAGAAAUGGAUAAGCGAGAGGCCAUUCAUCAAAAUGUCUCUGAUGGCGUACGCUGUGGUACCAAUACAUCACCCCUCCCCAGCCGAGGCAUCUUCAGCCACUUGCCUUUGCACUCUCAACAGCAGGUACAGACUCCCAUCCCAAUGGUCCCCAUUGGAGGUUUAAGAAUGCCCUCUGUCUGCCCAUCUGGUGUUCCUGUAGAGAGACACUCUCAGUCACGACCACAGGGGGACAUAUCAGAGAAGGCUAAUUCCAGGCAAGCCUCAGUUUCUAUUCCAGUACCUGGAGUAAGCGACAUAUCAUCCCAGAGGAAGGAGCAGCCAACAUCUUGCACUAGUCUUGCCAGCAAGGACAACAAGCAGGAGGAGAGUGUCCACAUCUGUGCAGAGGCUAUUGCAUCCCUCAGGAUCACGUCAGAGGAUAUCAUUGGUAAUCCUCCAAAAAGCUGAUUCAAAUAGCUUCUUGCAAAACAUUUGGUUGAGUCAAACUAAAUCAAGCUCAUAUGAUGAUUGUUGUUUUGGUAAGGUGCAAUAUGUGGCCAAAAGAAACGAUAAAGCGAAUAUGCACAUAAUUUCAUAUACAGUUGCACAGCACAUAUUUUAAUCAAACUGCCAUAUCAGAGUCACAUUUCCUAUAACCACCACUUAUUUUGUCCAUACAUAUAAGGCCAUAUAAAUAUUAAUA
This is a messenger RNA of Neoarius graeffei (lesser salmon catfish), 5874 nucleotides long. RefSeq names its product HIVEP zinc finger 2b (gene hivep2b). Gene Ontology annotation, biological process: regulation of transcription by RNA polymerase II. Gene Ontology annotation, cellular component: nucleus. The coding region runs from base 6 to 5639 and encodes 1877 amino acids. The transcript has 6 exons. The record is from RefSeq and is a predicted model, not a curated record. Gene Ontology annotation, molecular function: RNA polymerase II cis-regulatory region sequence-specific DNA binding; DNA-binding transcription factor activity, RNA polymerase II-specific. NCBI's taxonomy places the organism in Eukaryota, Metazoa, Chordata, Actinopteri, Siluriformes, Ariidae.